AUGGUGACGGCGUCAACCUCUUACAGUGCAAAUGCGCCUCUGACUUUACCUGGCGAGGGUAAAGCUGGUGCAUCACCCGCUGCUGAGACUGCCAAGGCACCCGCUGCGCCAUUCUUCAAGGGUGCGUUUGGUGCGCCGCCUGCUUCUGAGACUGCCAAGGCACCCGCUGCGUCACCCUCCAAGAGUGUGUUUGGUGCGCCGUCUGCUUCUGAGACUGCCAAGGCACCCGCUGCGCCAUUCUUCAAGGGUGCGUUUGGUGCGCCGCCUGCUUCUGAGACUGCCAAGGCACCCGCUGCGUCACCGUUCAAGAGCGUCUUUGCUGCGCCGUCUGCUUCUGAGACUGCCAAGGCACCCGCUGCGCCAUUCUUCAAGGGUGCGUUUGGUGCGCCGCCUGCUUCNCGGCGUCAACCUCUUACAGUGCAAAUGCGCCUCUGA
Messenger RNA from Trypanosoma grayi, 435 nucleotides. RefSeq lists its product as hypothetical. The transcript has a single exon. Lineage: Eukaryota; Euglenozoa; Kinetoplastea; Trypanosomatida; Trypanosomatidae. Bases 1 to 435 code for a protein of 144 amino acids. The record is from RefSeq and is a predicted model, not a curated record.